This is a messenger RNA of Trichobilharzia regenti, 1065 nucleotides long. NCBI's taxonomy places the organism in Eukaryota, Metazoa, Platyhelminthes, Trematoda, Strigeidida, Schistosomatidae. The record is from the annotation of a GenBank genome assembly.
AUGCCUCGGAUUAACAUUAAGGGAGGUGUUUGGCGAAACACGGAGGAUGAAAUCUUAAAAGCUGCUGUUAUGAAAUAUGGCAAAAAUCAAUGGGCUCGGAUAGCAUCAUUGUUACAUCGCAAAGCCGCUAAACAAUGUAAAGCCAGAUGGUAUGAAUGGCUCGAUCCUAGCGUCAAGAAAACGGAAUGGAGCCGUGAAGAAGAUGAGAAGCUUUUGCACUUGGCAAAGCUUAUGCCAACACAAUGGCGAACAAUAGCUCCAAUUGUUGGUAGAACCGCAAAUCAGUGCUUAGAGCGUUAUGAAUACCUUUUGGAUAAAGCGCAAAACAGGGAGGGAUUGUCUGCCGAAGAAGAUCCAAAGCGUCUUCGACCGGGAGAAAUCGACCCAAAUCCUGAAACUAAACCAGCUCGUCCAGACCCCGUUGAUAUGGACGAGGAUGAACUAGAAAUGCUUUCAGAAGCUAGAGCAAGAUUGGCCAAUACCCAGGGUAAGAAAGCAAAACGCAAGGCUAGAGAACGUCAACUUGAAAUUGCUCGAAGAAUGGCUAUGAUGCAAAAACGUCGAGAGCUUCGUGCCGCUGGCCUAGGAACAUUUCUAGGCCUAAUGCCCAAAACAAAACCAUGCAUGGAUUAUAAUUCAGAGAUCCCGUUUGAAAAACAACCACCGAAAGGAUUUUUUGAUACGAGUACUGAAAAACCAGAAAUUAAGCCUAUGGAUUUUCAGCGUUUACGUCUGUCUGAUAUUGAAAAAGAAAGUUAUAUGGAAAAGGAAAAACGAGAACGUAAAAAGGAUGCUGAACGUCAGGCGAAACGUAUGCAAUCAGAUUUACCUGGUCUUGUACAACAACGUGGUAAUUCUUUGGAUGAACCAUUGUUAAAACGAUCUAAACUUGUCCUUCCUGCACCUCAGAUAUCUGAUUUAGAGUUGGAAAAUUUAAUCAAAGUUGGUCAAGCUGGUGAAAAUGCUGUCAGAAUGGCUAUUGAAGAUUCUGUCGGUGAAAUGGGCUCUGCAACACAUCCUCUUUUACCUGAAUGUCCUACGGGGGAUUUGCAACGCCUGCUUUAA